AUGGAGUUCUUCUUGGGAUUCUUGAUUUUUUGUGCCGCUACUACAUCUGCUUUGCCCGCUCUAGGGUCUGGAAACCUUUCAAAGCCGUUUAUGAACACCGGCCAUACACCUUGGAAUGCAGGCGGAGUGACACAGUUCCCUAUCCACUCUAGUUGUAAUGCAACGCAGCGUCGUCAAAUUGAGUUAGGGCUUGCCGAAGCUGUCGACCUUGCAGCUCAUGCCAGAGACCACAUCUUGCGCUGGAGAAAUGAAAGCGAGAUUUACCGGAAGUACUUUGGCAAUGGUCCUUCGAUGGAAGCUAUUGGGGCCUUUGAAGUGGUUGUCAAUGGUGACAAAAAUGAUGUUCUAUUUCGCUGUGAUAACCCAGAUGGGAACUGUGAUCUCGAAGGUUACGCUGGACAUUGGCGAGGCGAAAAUGGUACCAAAGAAACAGUUAUUUGCGAUCUGAGCUACGAGACUCGUCGUUCUCUCUCAACAAUGUGCGGAAUGGGCUACACAAUUUCUGGAUCGGAGACCAAUACCUUUUGGGCCUCUGAUCUGCUGCACCGAUUGUACCAUCUCCCCGCUAUCGGGCAGAAUUGGGUCGACCAUUACGCAGACGGAUACCAUGAGGUUAUCGAACUCGCUACUGAGAAUGUCACUUUAUCGACACAUGACUCCGAGACACUUCAAUACUUCGCGCUGGAAGUGUAUGCCCAUGAUAUUUCAAUUCCAGGUAUUGGCUGCCCCGGAGAACAACAUGGGGACAAACACGAAGAUGAGACGGGUGACGCAAAUUUUGGUGAGAGCCAGCCGUCUGCUACAACAGCGACUAGCAAAGCCUCAUCUACUACAGUCGAUGUGCCUGCUAACUGUCAUACCCAUGAAGGAGGCGAGUUACACUGUACCUGA
Messenger RNA from Penicillium daleae, 891 nucleotides. RefSeq names its product major allergen Asp F2 (gene aspf2). The record is from RefSeq and is a predicted model, not a curated record. The transcript has 3 exons. Bases 1 to 891 code for a protein of 296 amino acids. Gene Ontology annotation, cellular component: cell surface; extracellular region; fungal-type cell wall. Lineage: Eukaryota; Fungi; Ascomycota; Eurotiomycetes; Eurotiales; Aspergillaceae. Gene Ontology annotation, molecular function: integrin binding; metallopeptidase activity; zinc ion binding.